AUGGCGACCCACUUCAUUGGAGGCAAGGGCCAACUUCGCAAAUGUAACCCCAGAGGAGGUGCCAUACCCAAAUUCAGCGGGUCAAGAAAGAAGGGCGACGUCAGUCGCAUGCCAGUAGGCAAUGUCAACUGUACUCUAAAAGGCGGUGCCAUUAAGGGUUAUGAGGGCGAUGUCGGAGACUCGGACGCGGUUGAUGCCAGCAGUGUGGUGGAGGUCAACAAUAGUGGCUGUUCAGACGCGUUGGGCAACGCUGUCGAAGAGUUGGGCAAUGCUGUGAAAGGCACGAGAUCGCUUGGUGGCGCCGAUAGAGAUGCUGGAAGCUGCGAGGCUUUCCAACGAGGAAAGGGAGGAUGCAAACUGGGUAUCGGUUGUGGCAGGCCUCACCCUAGAAUGCUGGGUAAUGAUGCUUUGGAGAUUAGCAACGUGGUCAGGGGGGCCAGGCGGUAA
Messenger RNA from Ilex paraguariensis (yerba mate), 447 nucleotides. The record is from the annotation of a GenBank genome assembly. NCBI's taxonomy places the organism in Eukaryota, Viridiplantae, Streptophyta, Magnoliopsida, Aquifoliales, Aquifoliaceae.